AUGGUGCCAGACAUUGGCCCGUGUGUAGCCGAGGCCGAGCCCGCCCGACACGCCGUGGUGGCGCUCGAGCUCCAGCCAAAGAAGGUAGUGGUGGGUGACGUCGAUGCCGACGGUGUGUCAGACGUGGUAGUCGCCUCGGACUGGGUUGGCCUCGUUGUGUGGUACAAGGGCCUCCCUGCCGGUGGUCUGGAGCGCUCGCAGGUCCUCACCGCUGAGGCACCGAGCGUCCUCUGCCUUGCUCUUGGCGACGUGGAUGGCAACGGACGCAACGAUGUUGUGGCAGGGCUUGGAGGUGACACUGACGCCGUGGUCUGGUACCGGAAUCUCGAGCCAGCCGGCCUGUUCUCCUCACCCAUCAUUGUCUCGCGACUGGCCAACAACGUUGGCAGCGUCGCAGUCGUUGAUCUGGACAGCGAUGGGAGGGCCGACAUCGUGAUGGCUGGCUUCUCGUCACCGCUCCUGUUCUGGGUGGCAGGCGUCGACGGGGCGGGCAGCUUCUCGGCUGAGCGCAUCAUUUCGACAGCUGACGGCUCCAUGAAAGCCAUGGCCGUCGUCGACGUGACCAGCGAUGGCUUGCCGGACAUUCUCGUGGUGUCGUCCGAGAGCAACGCUCUGAUUCUGCACGCGAGCUCCGCGAGCGGCUCGUUCACCCGCUCAGUCAUCCGAGUUCAGCCCGGAUUACUCGCUCUUACGGUGGCGGAUCUCGCAGGAACAGCGGCACUCGACAUUGCUGUUGUGAGCAACGAUGGCGUCCAGCCCGUCGGGUACUUGGUCGGCGACGGAACUGGUGGCUUUGUCUACAAUUCGAUCCCUCUCGGCUCAUUGAGCCAGCCAUCGUGCAUUCUGGCGGCCGACGUGACUGCCUCAUCGGGAUUAGAGCUUGUGGUUGGGAGCAGGGACCCGAACGCCGACACCAUCUAUGUCUACGAGGGUGCCGGGUAUACUUCUGUGGUGCUCAUCAGCGUAGCUAGUGGUGAUCGCACGGUCGACGCUGCAGUACUGGACGUCAACAACGACGGAGCCCUCGACAUUGUUACGGUCGACUUGUUCUCGUCCAAUGUAUUCUGGUUUUCGGGCGGAGGAGGGUGGGCACAAGACACGAUCACCACCGACCGCGCGGGUCUGGCCGCUGUGGCAGUCGGCGACUUUGAUGCUGACGGCGAUCUCGACGUCGUCAUGGCAUCGACGCACACUGACGAGAUCGAAGUUGCUCUGAACAUCGACGGCCAAGGACGGUUCGGCCUGGCUGCUGUUGUGGACACCUCGCUCGCGUUUGCCGACACCCUUGUCACGAUCGACUUGGACGCUGAUGGGCACCUCGACAUCGUGGUCACUUCUGGCGCAGGCUCUCGGGUCGCAUGGCUGCGCAACCUGGCUGGCUCGGGUGCGUUCAGUGCCGCAGUCGACAUCACAACUGCGUACCCCGUCCCGGCUGGCGUCGCCGCCAUCAACACCACAGGCAGCGCUCUGCCGAACUUGGUCCUCGCCAGCAGCGGCAUUGCGGGGCGGGUGAGCCUGCUGGUGCAGACCACCUCUGGAGGCGGUAUCUUGGACACUGCUGUUGACAUUGAUAGCCUCCCGCAUGCAGUUGAGGUGGCUGUUGGUGACGUCGAUGGUAGUGGCACCGACGACGUGGUAGCAGUGACAGCUAAUGCCGACCAGUCGCUCGUGGUGUGGUAUGCAGGCCUCGGCGGCAACAGCUUUGGCGAGCGGCAAGUCAUUGGCUCGGGCCUGGACGAGAUCAGCGCUGUGGCGGCAGAAGACGGCGAUGGCGACGGCGACGUCGACGUGUUCGUGGCGUGCAAGGGCGAUGGAACAGUCCGCAUGUUCGCCAACACCGACGGUGCCGGGGAGAUGAACGCCGCGAGUGGUCUCGCUGUCGCGGACACUGAUGGUGAUGGCUUUGUCGACCUGGUUGUGGCGGCGGCCGGGCGUAAUGGCGUGUUCCGCCUCGCUGGGCUGGGAACCGGUGCGUUUGGUCCGGUCAACACGGUGACAUCGUCGAUGAACCUGGUUGCUGCCGUCGCUCUGGCAGAUGUCAGCGGUGAUGGCUACCUGGACACGGUUGCUGUUUCUGGCAACCUCGAGCAGGUGGUUUGGUUUGAUGGCUCGAGCUCCGCGCUCGAGUCCAAGGCAGCGCUGACGCUCUUUGCGAACGCAGCCGCAGUGUUCGACUCACCCACACUGAUCGAGCCUGCCAUGCUUGCGGUCGACGACAUCGACAGUGACGGAUACUCGGAUGUGGCGGUGGUGUUUGUUUCGGGUGACUAUGUGUCGUGGUUUCCCAACGACGGUCGCGGUGGAUUCGGCUCGCAGCAGUUUGUGUCGCAGUCGAGCGUCAACCCGUCUGUGGUGGUCCUAGGUGACGUCGAUGCCGAUGGUGACAUUGAUGCCCUCAUCGGGUCGCAAGAGUCGGGAUACCUCCGAUGGCACGCCAACCUCGACGGGCGGGGCGCGUUUGGCCCGGGUGUACUGCUGGCGUCGGGUUCGAUGCGGCAUGCGGUCUCGCACGACUUUGAUGGCGACGGCUUUCUCGACGUCAUGUUUGUGACGCACCAAGAGCUGUCUUGGGUCCGCAGUGUGGCUGGCGUCUUUGGCACUCCGCAGACUGUGGUGAGCAUGCCCGCCCUUGCCUUCGGCGAAGAGGCAUGGAUCGCGCUUGCCGAUGUCGAUGGUGAUGGUGCUGCAGACGCUGUGCUCGGGAGGGAAGGCGCGGUGAUGGUUUAUGUGAACGGCGGCAAUGGCAGCUUUGCAGCUGUUCAGCUUGUGACGGCCAUGUCGAACGCGACGCUCGGGCUGUCGCAGGUUUGUGCGGCCGACUUUGACCACGACGGUUUUGUCGACGUAAUCACGACUGUGAGAGACUUGCACGGCGUAUACUGGUUGGCCGGGCUGGGUGGGGGCCUGUAUGCUCCGCCGGUGCGAUUGGACGGGCAGCUCGAUAGCGCACGCGCACUGGCGUGCGGUGAUGUCGAUGCCGACGGGUGGCCAGACAUUGUAGCCGCGGGCUCGUCGCGAGUGGUAGCGUUUCUCAACGAGUUUGGCCUCGGUGGCAGCUUUUCGUCGCAGAUUCUCAUCCGGAUGGGCCUGAGCAACUUUUGGAGUGCAGUCCUCGACGACUUUGACGCCGACGGCGACAUCGAUGUGGUCUACUCGUCAAGGCAGACGCAUCUUAUCGAAUGGCAGCAACAGCUGUCGCGAAAUGCCGCGGCGCCGUACUCUGCCGUAGAGGUUGUGAUCGACAGCUCGCUCCGCGAGUGUGGCGGCGUGGGUGAAUCGUUUGCUUGCUUGUGGGCCAACGCGCGGCGACUCCCGCGAUGUGCGCGAUCGCAGCUAGUGCUGAACGCAACCAGCUAUGGAUGCCGAUUUGACGCGCACGCGCAGGUCUCGUUCAAGAUGGGCGUUCGAGGGCCGACGAGCGGGCCACGAGCGAAACUUGGUUGCGAUGGUGGGGUUCUCUUUGACGUUGCUCCUCGAGCUGAUGAAGUCGGUGAAGUGACGCUGGAGGCGCUGGACAUCGACGGCCUCGGUGUGGCGCGAGCAUCUGCCUUUGGCGCGCCUGGGCUCCGAGUCGGCGGCAGCCUCGCGCUGCUCGAGCUGAUCAAUGUGAACGUGACCCGCGCCCGCUCGCUAGACGCACCGAUGGGAGUGGCAACGUUUGGUCUCGGAGACGGCGGAGCGUUGUCGGUCGCCAGUGGCGGCCAGGCUGUUGUUCGCGACUCGGCCUUUGUUGACUGCCGGGCAGCCCAAGUUGGCGGUGCAAUUUCGGCAAGUGGGAUUGGGGCAACGCUACGCCUCCUCGACUCGUUGUUUGAUUCGUGCUCUGCCGGCUCUGGAGGUGCGGUCUCUGUGGGAUCGGGUGCGGCUGUGGCGGUGGUGGACACUCGCGUGGCCGGCUGCGAAGCGGGCGAGGGUAACGGUGGUGGCUUUACUUGCGGCGCGCCCGGGUAG
Messenger RNA from Thecamonas trahens ATCC 50062, 3951 nucleotides. RefSeq lists its product as uncharacterized. Bases 1 to 3951 code for a protein of 1316 amino acids. The record is from RefSeq and is a predicted model, not a curated record. Lineage: Eukaryota; Apusomonadida; Apusomonadidae. The transcript has 3 exons.